GGCUGAAGAGGGCACACGUGGGUACUGGCGCAUGAGGACGUCAACACCGUCAACACCGUCAACACCAACAAACCUGCUCCACAAACAAGGUAACAUGGCGAAGAAUAAACAAAAAGGGAAAAAACAGAAGAGCGUCUUUCAAGUUGCAAACAAGCACUCGAAGCACAAGAACAAAGCGAAACCUGUCACGACAACACUCAAACACAUCAAUGCGGUGAAAAAUGAGAAGGUGGAGAACCUCAAUCAAAUCUUCACAGAAGUCCAGAGGGAUGUUAAGAGCGUUUCGAAGUCUGUUGCUCCCGAACCGAAGAAACAAACACAGGUUGUCAGAGAGCCACCAAAGGAAUCUGUAAAUGUUGACAAUGCGGCUCAACUCUUCUCUCAGUUAUAAUGGACAUUGAAAGUGGGACUGUCAUAAAGAACACAGUGACCGACUGUUGUACUGUAUGUGUGUCCACAUCGGACACAUGAAAGUCAAUUUACUUCCAAUGCAUUUUGAAAUUUCAUGCCAAACUGGGGACUGCAGAUAAGUUGGAAAAUAGAAGAAGUUAUUCUUAUUGCAUGAUAUAUAGAUCUGUUUAUUCAGUGCCGAUAAAUAUGAUCAAUUGACAGAGUUGUCAGUUAUUAUUGAUAUUGUUUCAGGAACAUAGGAUUUCUGUUUUGUAUUGGUUAUAUUCUUUUGUGUAGAAAUGUUUGCUUCUCUUCAGGCUGCAACUAAUGAUUCUUAUCGAUUAACCUGCUGAUAAUUUUCUUGAUUAUUUGAUGACUCCUUUAGUUAUGAAAUAUCAGUAGUAAAAUAGUAAAGAAUAGUAAAAAAUUGCCCAUUAUAAUUUCACAGAAUCCAACUUCAAAUCAUUUGCUUUUUUCUGACCAACAGUGUAAACCCCCCCCCCCCAAAUAACAUCACCAAAACCCUGAAUUUGAGUAAAUCGAGAAUAUUUGGCAUUUUUGCUUAUAAAUUGGCUGGAACGAUUAAUCGAUUACCAAAUGAGUUGCUAAUUGGUUCUCUUGAACAGUUGAUUAAGCAACUGGUUGUUAUUAGCUGUACUCUCUUUACUUAAAAGUGUUGAUAAGGGUGCCCUGUUCAUCAUCUUAAAUCUGUAUCUAAUAAUGUUAUUUUGAACAAAACAAUUAUAUAACCAUGUGCACUUUAUCAUACCCUCUCUGAGUUUGGUUUUGUCAGGCAGUUCAAGGUUUUUCACACCUUUUUGCAUGUGUUUAAUGCUUUGGAUUUAGUGUAAAUGAAGUCACAAAGGAGGUCACUGCUGUGAUGAAAGCAGUUGCUUCAAAGUGUUUUGUUACCAAUGGUUCUUAUGGAAAUAUUUCAUGUAGAAAUUGUCAUCAACUGUCAACAAAACAAUCAGAAUUUAAAGGAGAAAUCACAUGUAGCAUCAUUAAAUUGUAAAAAAUAAAGUGGUGUUGCUGUA
Molecule: messenger RNA, 1427 nt
Organism: Morone saxatilis (striped sea-bass)
Lineage: Eukaryota; Metazoa; Chordata; Actinopteri; Moronidae
Gene: rbis
Product: ribosomal biogenesis factor
Exons: 4
Coding region: 32-391 (119 amino acids)
Biological process (GO): ribosome biogenesis
Cellular component (GO): nucleolus
Source: RefSeq, a predicted model, not a curated record